This is a messenger RNA of Solanum verrucosum, 2140 nucleotides long. RefSeq names its product serine/threonine protein phosphatase 2A 57 kDa regulatory subunit B' beta isoform-like. The record is from RefSeq and is a predicted model, not a curated record. The transcript has 2 exons. Gene Ontology annotation, biological process: signal transduction. The coding region runs from base 379 to 1806 and encodes 475 amino acids. NCBI's taxonomy places the organism in Eukaryota, Viridiplantae, Streptophyta, Magnoliopsida, Solanales, Solanaceae. Gene Ontology annotation, cellular component: protein phosphatase type 2A complex. Gene Ontology annotation, molecular function: protein phosphatase regulator activity.
UUCCCUGUUUGUUUUCUCAUAAAAAAAUCAAAUCUUGCUCAAUUUGUACUUUGAAUAUAUGUUUCUUUAUCAGCAUUUUUACAUGUAUGGUUCAUAUUCACUUUUCUGCAGAUGGGUUCUUGAUAUUUUGCUCUCUUCUGGCAUGGAUUGUUAAAAAGUUUUGUUUUUUGAUCUGGGAUUUCAGAUUCUUGUAGUUUAUUAGAUUCCUUGAAUACCAUUUUGAGGAAUUUGUGAAAAAGAUUGAUUCUUUUAUUGAUUUGCUAGGGAUUUGUUUUGAUAUAAUUGUUCUUGUGAAAGAGGUUGUAGGAGAUAUAAUGGUGAAUUAGGAGAACCCUAUUUGGUUGUUUUUGUUUUGUAAGUGUUAAUAGAUUAAGAGUUAUGUUUAAGAUAAUAAAAAGAGGGAAGAAAAGCUCCAAAGGGGAUGCUGUGGAGCCUCCGAUACCGAGUUCAUUGCCUAAUGCGCCCGUUGAUCAUGCUUCGCGAAUAGCAACGUCUGCUGUGGCGUCACAGCAUGUUACUUUGGCAAAUGCCACACCAGAUCCUAGUGUGGUUGAAGUUUUGCCCUUAUUGAAGGAGGUUGCGCUUUCCGAACGUCAUGUUUUGUUUAUCCGGAAGCUCCAAAUUUGCUGCGUGCAAUUUGACUUCUCAGAUACGGUGAAGUGUGCUAGACAAAAGGAGAUCAAGAGACAAACACUCACAGAGCUUAUUGAUUUAGUUCAAUCGGGUUCGUGUAAAAUGAAUGAAAUAAUGCAAGAAGAGUUGGUUAGGAUGAUAUCUACCAACCUUUUCCGGUGCCUGCCUCCUGCUUCGCACGAGAAUACUGGGUCGGAAGGUAUUGAGGAAGAGGAUGACAUGUAUCUGGAUCCAUCAUGGCCUCAUUUGCAACUAGUGUAUGAGUUACUUUUAAGGUAUGUGAUGUCGACUGAGAUGGAUACCAAGGUUGCCAAGCGAUAUCUUGACCACUCAUUUGUGCUGAAACUGCUCGACUUGUUUGAUUCAGAGGAUCCUAGAGAGCGGGAGUAUUUGAAGACUAUCCUUCACCGCAUAUAUGGGAAAUUCAUGGUUCAUAGGCCAUUUAUAAGGAACGGGAUAAACAAUGUAUUCUACAGGUUUAUAUUUGAGACGGAGAGGCAUAACGGUAUCGGUGAAUUGCUAGAGAUUCUUGGAAGUGUAAUAAAUGGAUUUGCUCUACCAAUGAAAGAAGAGCACAAGUUGUUUCUUGUUCGGGCACUUAUUCCACUCCACAAGCCUAAAUGUGUUUCUGCAUAUCACCAUCAGCUGUCCUACUGCAUUACUCAGUUUGUUGAGAAAGAUUACCGAUUGGCAGAUAUCGUCAUCAGGGGACUACUAAAAUAUUGGCCAAUUACUAAUUGUGGAAAGGAGGUUCUCUUUCUUAAUGAACUGGAAGAAGUUCUGGAAGGUACACAGCCUGCUGAAUUUCAGCGCUGUUUGGUUCCCCUUUUCAAGCAACUUGGACGAAGCAUCAAUAGUCCCCAUUUUCAGGUUGCUGAGCGAGCUCUGUUCUUAUGGAACAAUGAGCAUAUAGUAGACUUGAUCGCGCAGAAUCGACGUGCAAUUUUGCCAAUCAUCUUUGAGCCAUUAGAAAGGAAUAUGUAUGGUCACUGGAAUCAGGCAGUCCACGGGUUGACCUCUAAUGUCCGGAGAAUGUUCUUGGAGAUGGAUUCAGAACUUUUUGAGGAGUGUGAAAAGGAAUACAAUGAAAAGGCAGCUGGUGCCAGCGGCCUUGUGGAGCAGCGUGAGCGAGCUUGGAAAAAAUUGGAAGAAGCUGCUUCAAUGGUCAGGUAGAACAUGUUGCAACAGCAUAUCGAGUCCAGCUGAGCCCCGCACAAGCAGUACUCCUCUGCGUAGAACAUCUCAAACUACCUAAUGAUGGUUUUUGACUUUGCAAACUGAAGAUGAAUCGCUCCAAAGUUUUUUCCGUGCUUCCUGCUGCUUUUCCAUAAUUUGAGCGAGGCAGGCUGAAGGUAUGGGCAUUGUGUUAUCUUUCCUUGACAGACAUGCUGUGAAAGUUUUGUUUAUUUUAGCUAUUCUAAGACGAUUAUUCUUUAUCAUUUUAGGACUAACAAAUAAUCAAAUUUCUGGUCUUUGUGAUCACCCCACCCCCACCUCUACCCUCCCA